CUCCCCUCCCUGCCCUCGCUCCCGCGCUCGCCCUCAGCGCGGCCUCCGCCAUGACGGAGGCGGGUGCCGGUGCCGUUGCCGUUGCCGCCGCUGCCGUCGCAGGGGGGGAGUCGGGUUCCCAGAACGUAGCUUGAUGAGUGUCCAAAGUAGCAGUGGAAGUUUGGAGGGGCCGCCAUCUUGGUCCCAGCUCUCCGCGUCUCCAACCCCGGGCUCGACGACGGCGGCCAGGUCCCUGCUGAAUCACACGCCGCCAUCCGGGAGGCCCAGGGAAGGCUCAACAAAUAAGGAAAGCGCUAAUCACAGUUUUGGAAGCUUGGGAUCUUUGAGUGACAAAGAAUCAGAGACACCAGAGAAGAAACAAUCGGAAUCAUCCAGAGGAAGGAAGAGAAAAGCAGAAAAUCAGAAUGAAAGUAGUCAGGGAAAAAGUAUUGGGGGACGUGGCCACAAAAUUAGCGACUAUUUUGAAUACCAAGGUGGAAAUGGCUCAAGUCCAGUAAGAGGCAUACCUCCUGCCAUCCGUUCUCCUCAGAAUUCACAUUCACAUUCCACUCCUUCCUCAUCUGUUCUACCGAAUAGCCCUUCUCCUACUGCAUUAGUUUUUGGGGACCACCCUAUUGUACAACCAAAGCAGUUAUCCUUUAAAAUUACCCAGACUGACCUUACAAUGCUGAAGUUAGCAGCAUUAGAAAGUAAUAAAAACCAGGACCUGGGAAAAAAGGAAGGUCGUAUAGAUGACUUGCUCAGGGCUAAUUGUGAUCUCAGACGGCAGAUAGAUGAACAACAAAAAUUACUUGAAAAAUACAAAGAACGAUUAAAUAAGUGCAUAUCAAUGAGCAAGAAACUACUUAUCGAAAAUACACAAGAAAAACUGUCAAGCAGAGAGAUGAGUAUGCAAGACAGAUUACGCCUUGGGCAUCUCACGACAGUUAGACAUGGUGCUUCAUUUACUGAACAAUGGACAGAUGGUUUUGCAUUUCAGAAUCUUGUAAAGCAACAAGAAUGGGUGAAUCAGCAAAGGGAAGAUAUUGAAAGGCAAAGGAAACUUCUAGCCAAACGCAAACCUCCCACAGCUAAUAAUUCUCAGGCACCCUCUAUCAAUUCUGAACCAAAACAAAGGAAAAACAAAGCAGUCAAUGGAGCAGAAAAUGAUCCCUUUGUUAGACCAAAUUUACCACAACUGUUGACUUUGGCAGAAUAUCAUGAACAGGAAGAAAUUUUCAAACUUAGACUAGGACACCUCAAAAAGGAAGAGGCAGAAGUCCAGGCAGAACUUGAACGUUUGGAAAGAGUCAGAAAUCUUCACAUUCAAGAGCUCAAAAGAAUAAAUAAUGAAGAUAAUUCACAGUUCAAAGAUCAUCCAACGUUAAAUGAAAGAUAUUUAGUACUCCAUCUGCUUGGUAGAGGUGGCUUUAGUGAAGUGUAUAAGGCUUUUGACCUUUAUGAACAAAGAUAUGCUGCUGUGAAGAUCCAUCAGCUUAAUUAAAGCUGGAGGGAUGAGAAGGAAAACUACCACAAACAUGCCUGCAGAGAGUAUAGAAUACACAAAGAACUGGAUCACCCCAGGAUAGUUAAACUCUAUGAUUAUUUCUCCUUGGAUACAGAUACGUUCUGUACAGUGUUAGAAUACUGUGAAGGCAAUGACUUGGAUUUCUAUCUGAAGCAACAUAAAUUAAUGUCAGAGAAAGAAGCUAGGUCUAUUGUAAUGCAGAUUGUAAAUGCACUAAGAUAUCUCAAUGAAAUCAAACCCCCUAUUAUACAUUAUGAUCUCAAACCAGGAAACAUCCUUCGGGUAGAUGGAACAGCAUGUGGAGAAAUCAAAAUUACUGAUUUUGGUCUGUCCAAGAUUAUGGAUGAUGACAGCUAUGGUGUAGAUGGAAUGGAUCUAACUUCCCAAGGGGCAGGCACUUACUGGUAUUUACCUCCUGAGUGUUUUGUAGUUGGAAAGGAACCACCAAAGAUUUCCAACAAGGUUGAUGUGUGGUCAGUCGGAGUCAUCUUCUUUCAGUGUCUUUAUGGUAGAAAACCAUUUGGUCACAAGCAAUCUCAACAAGACAUUCUUCAAGAAAAUACAAUAUUAAAAGCCACAGAUGUCCAGUUCCCUGUAAAACCGGUUGUAAGCAGUGAAGCAAAGGCCUUUAUAAGACGCCUUUUGGCAUACCGAAAAGAAGAUAGUUUUGAUGUGCACCAACUGGCAAAUGACCCCUACCUUCUCCCACACAUGAGAAGAUCCAAUUCUUCAGGAAACUUACACAUGGUUGGGCUGACAGCAUCCCGUACACCCCCUUCUUCUAGCAUAAUUACUUACUGACUUUCCUCCAAAAUUGGCAUGAUGUCUUUGAAUUGCUUCCAGAUGCAUACUUGAGUUUGAGAGCUUUUGAGUGUUUUUGUUGUUUUCUUUUUUACACAGGA
Molecule: messenger RNA, 2409 nt
Organism: Physeter macrocephalus (sperm whale)
Lineage: Eukaryota; Metazoa; Chordata; Mammalia; Artiodactyla; Physeteridae
Product: serine/threonine-protein kinase tousled-like 1
Biological process (GO): peptidyl-serine phosphorylation; chromosome segregation; intracellular signal transduction
Cellular component (GO): nucleus
Molecular function (GO): protein serine/threonine kinase activity; ATP binding
Source: RefSeq, a predicted model, not a curated record